CCCAACAAUAAAUCUUAAGGGAGAAGAAAUCUCAAAAGCUGUAUCAGUGUCAUCUUUAUACGACGAUUUGGCGCGUUUUCUUUCAUUUUUCAUCUCCAUCAUCUACAUUCUAAAAUCUAAGAGUUUCUCUCUCCUCGGAAAACCUAUCUUUCUCUCUCUAAAACCCUCUCGAUUCACCCGAGGUAUCCAUCCAUGUCUUCGAGCGAGGACCGCUCUGAGAUCGCGUUCUUCGACGUCGAAACGACGGUGCCGACUCGAUCCGGUCAAGGAUUCGCCAUUUUGGAGUUUGGAGCCAUUCUGGUUUGCUGUAGGAAGCUCAUCGAGCUCCAGAGCUAUUCCACGCUCGUUAGACCCUCGGACCUCUCCCUCAUCUCCUCUCUCUCCGUUCGCUGCAACGGCAUUUCUCGCAACGCCGUCAUCUCGGCCCCGACUUUCAAUGACAUCGCCGAACGGGUCUACGACAUUCUCCAUGGACGGAUAUGGGCAGGUCACAAUAUAUUGAGAUUUGAUUGUGCUCGGAUUCGAGAGGCGUUCGCAGAUAUUGGACGACCAGCACCGGAGCCAAAGGGUACAAUUGAUUCGUUGGCGUUGUUGACUGAGAGGUUUGGCCGGAGAGCCGGUGACAUGAAGAUGGCCACCCUCGCGACAUAUUUUGGGCUUGGAAAGCAGACACAUAGGAGCUUGGAUGAUGUUCGAAUGAAUCUUGAAGUUCUCAAAUACUGUGCUACAGUCUUGUUCUUGGAGUCGAGCCUCCCGGACAUAUUCACAACAAACAGUUGGGUUCCUCCAAAUGCUUUAACAAGAAGUCGUAGUAAUGGAAAAUCAUCUCCCGUGGGGGCAAGCAAUUCCAAUAUCCCCGCAUAUGAUAAUGGCCCAGUGUCAUCUUCCACGUCUCGAAUAAUGGUUGAGAAUCACUCAAUAUCAUGUCCAUUCGCUCAAAGCAGAGGAGUAGAAGUCUCUAAUCCAGUACAAUCUAACUCAUCACGUCCAGAUCCUUUUAACAUGGCCCCACUCAGCGCUGAAAUUGCAAUAGAAUCCCAUCAGUCCGAUGUCAACAUGGAGGAGAAAUCCAUUCCAGAGUCUCCAGAUGUUUCUUCCACACCAGCAACAAAUUUGCCUAAUGGCAGUUCUGUUCCAUUUCUAGUGCUUGAUGAAGUUUCUAUUUCUUUUAUCCGUGCCUCACAUGUUCCAUUCUAUCGUGGGAGUCUGAGGAUGAAAUUAUUGCACAAAGAUAUCACUUUGCAACUUCAAUGUAGUCGUCUGAAAGUGCGUUUCGGAAUAAGUGCGAAGUUUGUUGAUCCCGCUGGCAGACCACGGUUGAAUUUUGUUGUUGACGCGCCACCAAAUCUUUAUAAACUUCUCGAUUCAUGUGAUGACAUCGCCCGGAAGUCAUCUUUGAAUUCGGGCAGUAGCUCAGAAUGGAGGCCUGUUGUGACUCGAAAGAAUGGCUUCUUCAGCUUCCCAACAGUCAGAUUGCACAUACCAGCUGCAGUAUGUGGAAACAUAGCUAUAUAUGCGACGGAGAUCUAUCAAAAGGAAAAUUCUGGCUCUGAGAAGAGGUUAGUUUUUAGCACAUUUGAUGCCUCAGAGCUUAGUACGUUGUUCACGCCUGGGACCUUUGUGGAUGCAUUUUUCUCCUUAGACCCAUAUGACUAUCAGCAGCUUGCAGGCAUUAAAUUGGUGGCCAAAAAAUUGAUUAUCCAUUCAGAUUGAUGAUACGAGAGACAAGAUAGGUUCUCUAAUUUAUUUUAGUAUGAUUUAUGGCUAUGUCACAUCAACUACACUACUAGACUUACAUAUAAAAGUUUCUCUGCUUUUCUUUCUUUAAAUGUAAAUUGUAACUUUAAAAUUGUUGUACAUCCAAAGUAGAUAAUUGACGAUCUUUUUCGUCAGUUUCUACUUUCUAUGGAUUCUUAGGGUCUAUUCUUCCCUCUAAGGUGUAGCUUCGAAAAUGGUGUUAUGUACUUAUUGGAGAAGGAAGGAACGGUUCUGGAGAAUUGUUAUCUUAUUUAAAAAAUGAAAUUUCUUUA
This is a messenger RNA of Morus notabilis, 2030 nucleotides long. RefSeq names its product protein NEN1. Gene Ontology annotation, molecular function: 3'-5' exonuclease activity; nucleic acid binding. The coding region runs from base 193 to 1713 and encodes 506 amino acids. The transcript has 6 exons. NCBI's taxonomy places the organism in Eukaryota, Viridiplantae, Streptophyta, Magnoliopsida, Rosales, Moraceae. The record is from RefSeq and is a predicted model, not a curated record.